GGCCGCUGUGGUUCGUCUUCACGGGGAUGGGCUGCCAAUGGAACGGCAUGGCCCGCCAGAUGAUGCAGUUCGACGUGUUUGCCGACUCCAUCCGGCGCUCCCACGAGCUCCUGGUGCCCUUCGGCAUCGACCUCAUAGACCUGAUCACCAGCGAUAACGCCAGCAACCAGACAAUGAUGUCUCCCUUUGUCUCCAUCGCCGCCGAUCAGGUGGCGCUGGUAUCCAUGCUGAAGGCGGCGGGGGUGGAACCGGACGGCAUUGUGGGUCACUCGUUGGGCGAGAUCGGCUGCGGCUUUGCCGACGGUGGCUUCACGGCCGAGCAGACGGUCCUGUGCGCCUACUGGACCGGGCGCUGCGCCGAGCUGGGCGACCUGCCCAAGGGAGCCAUGGCUGCCGUCGGUCAGUCUUUUCUUCUCUGA
Molecule: messenger RNA, 419 nt
Organism: Ixodes scapularis (black-legged tick)
Lineage: Eukaryota; Metazoa; Arthropoda; Arachnida; Ixodida; Ixodidae
Product: fatty acid synthase-like
Exons: 2
Coding region: 27-419 (130 amino acids)
Biological process (GO): fatty acid biosynthetic process
Molecular function (GO): fatty acid synthase activity
Source: RefSeq, a predicted model, not a curated record